UUAACCUUCCUGCCAUGGUAUAUAUAGUCUGUCUGACCACCGGAGUUCUCCUGGCAGCCAUCAUGAAGGGUACAGUCUGGAUCUGCUGUCUCCUCUCCCUGCUGCUAUUGCAGGCCACAGCAGAGGAGGAAGACCACACCUCUGUCUUAAGAGAUACAUCUCAUAUUGAUGAGACGCUGCGGCUUGCAACUGAAGAGAAGGCAUCAGACUAUGCAGCGGCUAUACAGACGUUGCGAAAGAUCUACCACACAUCCAUCAAGCCGAUGGAGCAAGCCUACAAGUACAAUGAGCUGAGGCAGCACGAGAUUUCAGCAUACCCCGGACGAACCCUGGGGGACUCAGCCACAGAUGGAGAGAUUACCUCUAAACCCAUGGUGUUGUUCCUGGGACCCUGGAGUGUAGGAAAGUCCUCCAUGAUUAAUUACCUCCUGGGCUUGCAUGACAGCCCCUAUCAGCUCUACACAGGAGCAGAGCCUACUACCUCUGAGUUUACUGUUAUCAUGCACGGGGAGAAGAUCCGCUCCGUUGAGGGAAUUGUCAUGGCAGCAGACAGCUCCCGCUCCUUCUCCCCCCUGGAGAAGUUUGGCCAAAACUUCUUGGAAAAGUUGAUUGGCAUUGAGAUGCCCCACAAGCUGCUGGAGCGUGUGACGUUUGUGGACACGCCAGGAAUCAUUGAGAACCGCAAGCAGCAGGAACGAGGCUACCCCUUCAAUGAUGUUUGCCAGUGGUUCAUUGACCGUGCCGACCUGAUCUUUGUGGUGUUUGAUCCCACAAAACUGGACGUGGGUCUGGAGUUGGAGAUGCUCUUCAAGCAACUCAAGGGUCGCGAAUCACAGAUCCGCAUCAUCCUCAACAAGGCUGACAAUCUGGCCACCCAAGACCUAAUGAGAGUUUACGGAGCACUGUUUUGGAGCUUAGCUCCUCUCAUCAACGUGACAGAACCUCCCCGCGUUUAUGUCAGUUCCUUCUGGCCUUAUGAUUACGCACCUGACACCAGCAGGGAGCUCUUCAAACGAGAAGAGAUCUCCCUCCUGGAAGAUCUCAACCAGGUGAUCGAGAACCGGAUGGAGAACAAGAUCGCCUUCAUCCGCCAGCACGGCAUACGUGUGCGCAUCCAUGGCUUGUUGGUCGACCGCUAUGUCCAGACCUUUAAAGAGAAGAUGAGUUUCUUCAGUGACCCCGAGCUGGUCUUUCAGGAAAUUGUAGACGAUCCGGAUAAAUUCUACAUUUUUAAAUCCAUUCUAGCCAAGACCAACGUCAGCAAGUUUGACCUGCCCAACCGAGAUGCUUACCGUGACUUCUUUGGUAUCAACCCCAUCACCAGCUUCAAGCCCCUGUCUGCUCAGUGCUCCUACAUCGGAGGCUGUCUGUUGGAUAAGAUUGAGAAAGCCAUCACCACAGAGCUUCCUGCUCUUCUGAGCAGCAUUAACUCUGGCAAGCAGCCGGGCCUGUCAUCCUGCGAGGUCACCGGCUGCGGGGAAAAGCCAAAGAACCGUUACAGAAAGAACUGAGGAGCAGAGCAAAGAGUGGAGGAAAGUGCGGAAACAGAAAAUGGUGAAAAGAUGGGUUUGGCAGAAGCCAUCCCCACUUUUGUCAGAAUGCUUGUAUUGCUGAGGAGAAGAGAGCAACGAUUGGUUGUGUUUGUUUGUUUGUUUGUUUUCCCCUCAGGAGAAAAAAAAAUGGGAUGGUGCAUUUGGGGACAGUAGAAAUAAUAGAGAUCGAGGGGCGGGGGAGGAUUUGAUAUGGCAGCUUGAGGAUACAAGUGCUGAUGAAAUAAGAACAAGCCACUGAUCACAGAGUUCUGUUAAGCCACACACUCACCUUUCCCCCUUUUGCUCGACCCCUUUGGACUGUCUGGGACUGUGAAUUUGAGGAUUAGUGACUUGGAGAGAGCGUGGCAAAAACAAAAAGAUAUACAAAAAAAAAGUAAAUCCUAAGACUGAAAAUAUUUAAAUGCCUGCUCCCUUGCAUGUGAAUGAAACAGGAAGUUGAAACAGAAAUCUGUGUUGUAAAAUGAAAAGAAUUGCAUUACAGCAGGCCAAUUCCACGAGCUUCCUGAAGCUGUUCCUGCAGCUGUCUCUUUGUGGGUGCUAUACAAAAGCUUGUGUAUUGGGCUGAUCAUCCAGUCUAUUUUGCUUUUUGUUCUUAUUUUCGUUUUCCUCUCAUUUUUGCAUGUUAAAUAUCACAUCAGAUGCAUGUCUAUUUAUUUUAAAAUCACAAACAUUUCCCUUUUUCAGUCUGUCUGAUUCAAUGCUUCCCUGUAACAAAUGAGACCUUUAAUCUCUGAGCUUUAAUGUCUGUCAGUCUUGGUUGUUGACAACCUGUGAAAUAAGCAGAGGUUAGAGUUUAAAGGUCAAAAGCUAUUAGUUCUUCACUUCUUAACUGUUCGUUUGUAUAAGUCUAUAAAUUUGCCAGGUUUUGGCAGAAAUUCAA
Messenger RNA from Oryzias latipes (Japanese medaka), 2433 nucleotides. RefSeq names its product sarcalumenin b (gene srlb). The record is from RefSeq and is a predicted model, not a curated record. Lineage: Eukaryota; Metazoa; Chordata; Actinopteri; Beloniformes; Adrianichthyidae. Gene Ontology annotation, molecular function: GTP binding.